Molecule: messenger RNA, 1745 nt
Organism: Alligator sinensis (Chinese alligator)
Lineage: Eukaryota; Metazoa; Chordata; Crocodylia; Alligatoridae
Gene: TM6SF2
Product: transmembrane 6 superfamily member 2
Exons: 11
Coding region: 1-1095 (364 amino acids)
Biological process (GO): regulation of lipid metabolic process; lipid homeostasis
Cellular component (GO): endoplasmic reticulum-Golgi intermediate compartment membrane; endoplasmic reticulum membrane
Source: RefSeq, a predicted model, not a curated record
AUGAAUACUGUAACUGUAAGGGUGGAUUUCAAUGAGGAGCAGCCCCUACGAGGGGCUGAGGCUGCCUCUCCCGCGGCUGCGUGGGUGGCGAGGCCGGCGGCGCUGGCAGUGACGGGGGUGCUGGUGCUGCUGGCCGUGCUCUGCGUGGUGUCUGUCCUGGGCGGAGGGAGCGCCAGCCACGAUCCUCUCUACUAUGUGUUCACCGUGUUCUCCUUCACCUCCGUCAUCGACCUCAUCAUCUCGCUGGAGCAGGACGGCUACAUCCAGGGCUACAUGGAGUUCUACCUGACGGAGGGUGAGCCGUACCUACGCACCGCCUACGGCAUCAUGAUCUGCUACUGGGACGGUGUCAUCCAUUACCUGCUCUACCUCGCCAUGGUCGCAGCCAUUGACCAAAGGGUGGGCAUCAUGAUGAGCAUCAUCGUCUUCUUGCCGGGGAACCUGAUAGGGAAGUACAGCUCAGAGAUCCGCCCUGCCUUCCUGCUCAACCUGCCCUACCUCCUGCUCCCCAUCUGGGCCGGGCAGAGGCUCUUCCAGCAGCCCAAGCCCCUGCCCUGCUGCACAGCUGACAAGGUGGCAGAGGAGCAGCGCAAAGGCCUGCACCGGCGGCCCCUGGACCUGGGCCUGAUCCUGUUCCUGCUCACGGCUGGAGCCUUCCAGCUCUUCAGAGGGCUGGUGGUGCUGGACUGCCCGUCCGAGUCGUGCUUCAACUACAUGUACCAGUACGAGCCGUACCUGCGGGACCCCGUCGCCUACCCCAAAGUGCAGAUGCUGGUCUACACCUUCUACUUCCUCCCGUACUUCGGCCUGUGCAUCUACGGGCUGGUGUGGCCCGGCUGCACCUGGAUGCCGGACUGGGCCCUGGUGUUCGCGGGCGCCAUCGCGCAGGCCCAGUUCUCGCACGUCGGCGCCUCCCUGCACCAGCGCACGCCGUACCCGUACCGCACGCCCGAGGAGGCCUGGUGGAGCGUCCUCCUCGCCAACAGCCUGUACACGCUGGGGCCGCACCUCCUGGCCUACCGCUGCCUCUGCAGCCCCGGCUUCUUCCAGCCGCCCGUGCCCGGCCCCCUGCCCACGGACAAGAAGCGCCAGUGAGGAGGGACGCGGGCCCAGCCCCGGCAGCGAGAUGCUCCGGCGCAGCCUUCCCGGGGGCCGAGCAGCCUGGACCGGGCAGCCCGGAUGCUGCGCGGGGCCUGGUUUGGUGGAGGAGGCCAGGUUGUGAUGGGGCGGGGGCAGGGAAGGUUUUGCUUCUACCCCGCCGGAGCUGGGUCUUGCCCCAUCUGCUCCGCCCUGCCACGAGACGCCCCCUUUGCCCCUUGCCAGGCCGAGGCCCUCGCCGGCAUUCGCCACAACAGCACUGCCAACACUCCCAGCUCCCCUGCAGGAGGGACCGGCCGCCGGGCUGGCGCUGCACCUCUGCAAUGGGGCUGUGACUCGGAGGUCUCCGCAGGGUCGGGCUCGGGGGAUCCCAUGUGGGCUUCCCGCUCGGGUGCAGGCAGAAGCCCUGGGCCCUGGGCAUGCUGCGGGGGUUGGAUCUGCAGCCCCUGGUCCAGCUCGGCCUCAGGCAGACCUGGCUCCUGCCAGCCUGGCCGCAGCUGCGUCCCCAGCUCUGCAGAGCUUGCCCGUCGCAGGAGUUUCUUGGUCCAUCUCGGCUGCUGGCAAAGGCCCGUGGGCCCGGGGGGGGGCUUGUUCCCUGCACUGGGGACCCUACCGACACAAACUGUUUACAAAUAAAACUGCUUUAA